UUUUUGUCAACACAAGUACCAAACAUACCAGCGGAAGAUGAAGGACAAGAGGAGUCGUAUAAUGAGGAUCAGACGAGAGAACCAUCUGGUCCUCCUAAACCUAAGAAAGGUUGCUUCAUUAUAAAUGGUACCCUGAGCCAUUUCAAAGCCAAACGCCCGCCAUUUGUGAGAGACGUCCUAAAUUAUGAGAAGAAAUCACUUUUCUACGAGCAUCUUAUGAAACACGACCUACUUGUCUACGACCUAACUGUAGACCCGUCUGCUAGUGACGAGGCUCUGUGGGUUGCCCGGACAAUGGAACAAGAUGCUGAAAGGUUUGAAGACCAGAAAAAGUUCAUCAUUUUGACAAACCUCCUCACUUGGGCAAAAACAAAACCGAAUGAUCCGGAGGACCCUAUCUUUACUGAGUCAGAAUAUCGCAGAAGAAAACCACAUCCUAACCAUCAGGACCUGUACGAACUGGAGAAGGAGAUUUUAAGAUUGGGCAGAAAGCAUAAGAAGAAAUUCGUAACCUACGUUCUCGCGUGCGGAUUAGUCUACGGCGCUGAGGAGCACAUAUUUCAAAAUUUCUUUCGGAUAGCGUGGUCAGAGCAAUCACCGUUGCCUGUUUACUUCGAGGGGAACAAUGUGCUGCCUACAAUUCACGUGCUGGAUUUAGCCAAUGUCAUUCAAAACAUCGCAGACAAUCCACCUAGGCAACGUUACAUGGUGGUGAAAGACGAAAGCAAUAAUACCUUGGCCGAAAUUGUUCAAGCCAUCUCAAAACAGUUGUCCAACGGGGAAAUACAGAUGCUUCGCACUCCAGAGCUGGUGAAUUCAGGAGCACUCCUGCAACUUACCCUGGAUCAGUUGACAAUGGAUUUAAGGAUAGAAGCUAUUGCGAUCAAGGAAGAGAUGCAAGUACGCUGGACUAGUGAGAAUGGGAUGGUGGAAAUUAUGCCUCGGCUGGUGAAGGAGUUUAUUGAUGCCAACAAUCUGAAGCCUCUGCGGCUCUGUGUGCUGGGUCCACCUGGCGUGGGUAAGACACCGCUGGCCAAAGAACUCUGCAAAAACUAUCGACUACAUCAUAUUCACCUGAAGGCGUUGAUAUUUGAAACGUACAAAAAUCUGACGGAACCUAUUAAAGCGAUGGAGCGUCUUCUAGAAAUUAGGCGGGCAGAACAAGAAGCGGUGGAGGCAGAAGAAGCGGCUAGAUUAAGAGAAUCAGACUUAGUGGAACAAGUGGCCGAGCAUGCUGGCGCGCAGGAUGUCAUCGAAGCGGGCCAGCCACCGGCUCCCCAGGAGGAUGUAAACCCUGAGCAUUCAAAGCUUUCCUCAGUGCAGUCGGGAUUUUUAAGCGAACUAUCCGAGACCACCGAGUUUGAGGAGUUCAAGUACACUAUGACUGCAGAUGAAGUGCCUUCAAUCCGCCGCUCCACCUUCACCGACGCCAUGAAUGACCUUGAAUACUAUCCGUUAACCCCGGCGCCCACAUGGAGGACUGAGGAGGAAUUAGAAAUGCUAGUUGCUGAUGCGCAGGAACAACUUGAGAUUUUAAUUGAAAACACAGACGAGGAUGGCCGCCUGAACGAUGAGACACUGGUUCGCCUCAUUAUCCAAAAACUCACAACACGUCCAUGUCAGAACCAAGGUUUCGUUCUUGAUGGCUUCCCGAAAACACUCGAACAAGCGGAACUCCUAUUCAAACCUAAUCCCGACGAUGAGGACACAGUAGGUGAUGAAAAACAUCCAGGUUACCAUCACCUGCUCACUCCGCAUCACGUAAUCAUUCUUGAAGGAAGCACCGCCUACCUGGCUCACCGCCUUCGCCAACAAGCCGAAGCAUCUGGAAUUGAUCCAUCAAAAGCGCGUGUCGUUCUACCACCAUGGCCUAAAGGAUUCAAGCAGGAGAGUCUAGCUGACGCGGAAACGCUUGAGUUCAGGAGGACACAGUCCAUAGUUGGUGAUGCAGGUGAGCAGGCCCAGGACGAUCUCGAAGGAGAAGAAAAGCAACAAGGAGAGGAAACGCCAGAAGAGAAACUUGAACAACUUGAAACAUACGAGGAUCGAUUUGUGAGGCGUCUACUGAAAUACAAGAGUUUCAUGCAGCCGGCGGUUUGGAGACUUGUAAAUGAGUGGGAAUAUGCUCCAUGGGAAACGUUUGGCAUGGAGGAAGGAACUUCAAAAAUAGUCGAGGAGGAUGUUGAUGUGAAAAAACCUGAAGUUCCAGAGCAACCGUGGGAAGCUGAAUGGAAGAAAAAACUCCGAGAGUACAAACAAUACUGCGAGGAUGUGAUACAGCGCCGGAUACAAAAUACAAAGAAGCGGGAUAUCUACUUCCCAGAAGCUUUUGACAAAAUGGACGAGCAACCAGACGACACAGAAAGGAACGUAAUUGCCUACUUUGACGUUCGUGAAAUACAUCCUUUGGUUCUGCAUAUGGAAAAGGAUUAUAGUUCUAAUGGAUGGAUGGACUUAGUAAAGAAACAGAACAACCAGUGUGCCAAAGCCGAGGCUUUGCCUAUGCGUCAUUACUUGAUGCGAUACGUAAUGCCCGAGUUAACAAAGGCGUUGCUAGCUUGCUCUAAUAUACGUCCGGAAGACCCCGUAGAUUUUGUUGCUGAGUGUCUCUUACGCUGUGGCUCCAAAUUAUGAUGGAUGACGCAAGUGGUGGAAACUGUCGAAGAGCCCAACAAUGACUAAAACUUAUAUAUCUCGAGGUAACGUUCAGUCACGAUGCUGUUCCAGUAGUUUUCACGUCUGCAAAAUGUACCGCAAUUAGUGGAAGUCAUUGAAUAAAAAUAUAAUUUCAACAUUUACUCUCCGAAAAUAUUAUAAAUACAAAGCAUUGACUGAGCU
Molecule: messenger RNA, 2838 nt
Organism: Opisthorchis viverrini
Lineage: Eukaryota; Metazoa; Platyhelminthes; Trematoda; Opisthorchiida; Opisthorchiidae
Exons: 17
Biological process (GO): nucleobase-containing compound metabolic process
Cellular component (GO): cytoplasm
Molecular function (GO): AMP kinase activity; ATP binding
Source: RefSeq, a predicted model, not a curated record